Puccinia graminis f. sp. tritici CRL 75-36-700-3 is the source of this 1455-nucleotide messenger RNA. RefSeq lists its product as uncharacterized. Lineage: Eukaryota; Fungi; Basidiomycota; Pucciniomycetes; Pucciniales; Pucciniaceae. Bases 1 to 1044 code for a protein of 347 amino acids. The record is from RefSeq and is a predicted model, not a curated record. The transcript is spliced from 3 exons. Gene Ontology annotation, cellular component: nucleus; cytosol.
AUGCGGUGUUCACUAAUCACUCCUCAAGAGAUCAUCGACAACGGGGAGAACAUUCAGCCUGGAGUCCCAAUAGUUCUCCUCUUACGAGCAGGGGUCUUGGUACCAGAAGCGGCGGCGAAGUUCGGAAGCUACCACGAGGUCUUCGCAUCCUUCCUCCAGAACGGCCUGAACUACGAGAAACUGGUCAAGGAUGGCCAAGAUGGCCUCGUGCUCAAGCCCGACGAACAUCUCAUCCUCAACAAUCCUUCCAAUCCUGAGCCCAAAGUCAUGCCGCCUAGACUCCAACUCGUCAGCUUCAACGUCAUCCAGAAGGAUGACUUGGGACCCGUCGAAUACCCUUCUCAUCAACUCUUAAUCGACUCGUUGGGGCUCCUCAUUUCAGGAAGUGCAUCGAACGCCUACGAUGAUAUUAAAUGGAUCGACGACCUCGUCGAUUUCUCGAGACGAUUGAUCGACCGCUACGAGCAUCUGAAGCUCUUCGGGAUCUGCUUCGGCCACCAAAUCUUUGCCCGGGCUCUGGGCUCCCAAGUGAUCCGAAACGAGCUGGGUUGGGAGUUCGGGAUCUUCGAGGUCGAGCUCAGCUUGCUUGGGCAGGCCCUCUUCGACGGCCGCGAUCGGCAACCCAAUCUCACCCUUCCCUCCCCAUCACUUCUCAGGCUCCACCAGGUCCAUCGAGACAUCGUGGCCAGUCUCCCAGCCGACACUCACAACCUGGGCACGACGGCCAAGUGUGGGAUCCACGGCUUUGUGAAGAUGGAGCCCAGCUUUGAUCUCGACCGGUCACUCUCAUCGACCAGUGGCGAGUCAGAAGAUCGAUUGAACAGUCAUGUCAGACUCUUGUGUCUCCAAGGACAUCCCGAAUUCACCUACGACAUCCUCCGCGACUCGCUUAAUGCACGAACUAAGAACGGCACGGAUUGGUCGGUCGUCGAUCAGGAUUCUUAUCGCUUCGCUAUCGGCUCGCUCGCUAGAUUUCCUCACCCGUUGGAUCAUCAUGGCUUCUUUAUCUCUUCUAAAGUCCUCAAGAUCUUGCAUAUCCUUUGAUCUCUCUUCUUUUCUGUUCAUCAUCCUCCCCUUUUUUUGACUGCCUUUCGUUCUUUUUUUCAUUUUAUGUCUGAUUUCAUCGAUGACUUUCUUCACUCUCAACAACUCGUUCUUCCAAUAUUGCAGAUUACAUAUUUAUAUUGCAGCAAGGCACAGAUACAUCCAGCUCUCAUUUCACUUCUUUUUCUUACCUUUUCAAUUUUAUUUGGUUGUUUUGAAUGAUUGGUGUGUUCAAAUAUGACUUGGAAAUGCAUCUUACUGUUAGUUUGUGAUCGAAAUAUGCUCAUCAUUAAGCAUCCGAAUAUAUUCUUUCACUUUGCUCCCCUUGUAUGCAACUUUUUCUUCCUAGUCCUGCUUCAUUUUUUCAGUAUGGGUUCUUAAACCAAGCCAGAAGUUCUUGGGUAUCAAUCA